CGGUUCACGGGACUAAGGGAAGCCGAGGCGACGCGGCGCCGACGCGCCUGCGCGCGUACGGCGGCCGAAAGGGACCAGAGGCGGCGCAGCCGGUGACAGCCGCGAACCCCACCCUUUCCCCACGUGGCCACGAAGACCGGCUUGGGAGCAACUAGUGGGUGUCCUUGGCCCCAUGAGGAGAAGAUGACAAUGACCUCCAAGCGUAUCACCCAGGAAACCUUCGAUGCAGCCGUUCGUGAGAACAUCGAGGAAUUGGAGAUGGAGCCGGAGGAGGCAGUGAAAGAGGCUGUGGAGCAGUUUGAGUCACAGGGAGUCAAUCUAAGCAACAUUGUAAAGAUGACGCCGAAAGUCUCUGCAGAUGGACUCCAGGAGCCCACACAUGACGUCCUGCAGGCUCUGGAUGACCUGCAGGAGUCUGUGACCCGCUCUGACCUGCAGGAGGCAUCAGCACACCUCACCCGCUUUUGCGAGCAGUGCGAGCAGCACAAGGCCUGCCGCUUUCUGGCAGCUGAGAAGGGGGCCUACCCCAUCCUCCUUGCCACCUGGAAGUUGGCUGCCACAGGUGACCAAGGCCUCCUGCUCCAGGCCCUCAAUGCCCUGUCAGCCCUGACUGAUGGCCAGCCCGACCUCCUAGACUCCCAGGGGCUGCAGUUGCUGGUGGCCACGCUGGCCGGGAAUACCGACUUGACCAACGUGACCUGCUCUGGGAUCCGCUGUGUGCGCCAUGCCUGCCUGAAGCACGAGCAGAAUCGGCAGAGCCUGGUGAAGGCUGGUGUGCUGCCCCUGCUGACCGGCGCUAUCACCCAGCACAGCCACUGUGCCGACGUGGUCAGGGAGGCCUGCUGGGCCCUACGUGUUAUGACCUUCGAUGAUGACAUCCGUGUGCCCUUUGGCCAUGCCCAUGACCAUGCCAAGAUGAUCGUGCAGGAGAAUGGAGGCUUGAGGGUGCUCAUUGAGGCUGCCAAAGCAUUUCCUGACAACCCCAGCAUCCUGAGUGAGCUCUGCAGCACCCUGUCCCGCCUGGCUGUCCGCAACGAGUUCUGCCAGGAGGUUGUCGACCUUGGGGGCCUCAGCAUCCUAGUGGCCCUGCUGGCCGACUGCAACGACCACCAGGACCUUGUGAAACAAGUGCUAAGUGCCCUGAGGGCCAUCGCAGGCAACGAUGAUGUGAAGGAUGCCAUCGUCCGCGCCGGCGGGACUGAAUCCAUUGUGGCUGCCAUGACCCGGCACCUGGCCAGCCCCCAGGUGUGUGAGCAGAGCUGUGCGGCCCUGUGCGUCCUGGCCCUGCGCAAGCCAGAGAACAGCCGGGUCAUUGUGGAGGGUGGCGGGGCUCUGGCCGCACUUCAGGCCAUGAAGGCACACCCGCAGGAGGCUGGCGUGCAGAAACAGGCCUGCAUGCUGAUCCGAAACCUGGUGGCCCGCAGCCAAGCCUUCUCACGGCCCAUCCUGGAGCUGGGGGCCGAGGCACUCAUCUCUCAGGCCCGUGCUGCCCACCGUGACUGUGAGGAUGUGGCCAAAGCUGCCCUGCGGGACCUGGGCUGCCACAUCGAGCUCCGAGAGCUGUGGACUGGCCAGAAGGGUAACCUGGCACAGUGACCCCAGGCUCAGCCUGGGCCGUGACUCUGGGUGAGUCAUGUGACUCAGGAACGGUCAGGAAUGGAGGGCUGGGGGGCAGAUGGGAAUCCAAGUCCUGCCACUCUGCCCCUAGAUUCCUCCUCCACGAAGGAGAGGUGUUUUCUGAUGGGGAUCAGGUAUAAGCUAGAGGGUGGGAAGGGAGCAAUAGUGAUGUGCCUCUACAGCAGAAAGCAGCCCCUGGGUCCCAGCCUCCCUUCACCCUGUUCCCCUCACCAGCUGACAGCAUUGGCAUCAUUUGUCUUGCGCUACCCAACCCUGCCGCCCUUUCCCAGUAGAAGAGCCCCCUAGCAUUGCUUGGGGCCAGAUGUCUGUCUGAAAUAGGGAAACCAUUGCUGGCCAGUCUCAAAGCAGGGUAGGGAUCCCACUUCUGUUCCUACAAGUCUGUUCUCAUCCCUGCUACUAUUUUUCUCACCUGUAAAAUGAAUCACAAAUGCCUUGCUCUGCUGAACGGAGGUCAGGGACCAGGGCUCAUUUGUCUCCAGGGGUCCCAGGCCAGCCAGUGGUGCCUGGUAAUAAACGACUGUUGGUUGAACAA
Vicugna pacos (alpaca) is the source of this 2170-nucleotide messenger RNA. RefSeq names its product armadillo repeat containing 6 (gene ARMC6). Gene Ontology annotation, molecular function: protein binding. Gene Ontology annotation, biological process: hematopoietic progenitor cell differentiation. Lineage: Eukaryota; Metazoa; Chordata; Mammalia; Artiodactyla; Camelidae. The record is from RefSeq and is a predicted model, not a curated record.